Molecule: messenger RNA, 10377 nt
Organism: Nothobranchius furzeri (turquoise killifish)
Lineage: Eukaryota; Metazoa; Chordata; Actinopteri; Cyprinodontiformes; Nothobranchiidae
Gene: lrba
Product: LPS-responsive vesicle trafficking, beach and anchor containing
Biological process (GO): intracellular protein localization
Cellular component (GO): cytosol; membrane
Molecular function (GO): protein kinase binding
Source: RefSeq, a predicted model, not a curated record
AGGCUUUUCUCGACACAACACCUGAGUGGAUCAGGAAGCAAAUGCAGCGCAGCUGGCUCACCGUUGUCAGUUCACCGUGUCUGCCGAGUUAACCUGCGAGCACUGCGCGAAACUCCGUCCUUUCUCGGCUUCCACCGUUCUUAAUGACGGACUUACCCCUUCCGGUUUGAGUUUGUGGAUCUGCCUACCGAGCCCCGGACUCGGACGACAGGAGCAACUUCCACAGCUGAACGGAGGGGACGUUUAAGUGCCUGCGUCCUGAGACCUGGACAGGUAGAGGAGGAACUCUGCUUCACCUGCUCCUCUCCGUGUUCCCUGCUGACACAUUUCUCUAACGGCGUUCAUUCAUUUCCGUCCGGCAUCAAGUUACGGAGCGGAGAGGGAGAGAGAGGAGUUCAUUGUGGCGAAGCGGUGACAUUUCCAGCCUCUACCGAGGACAAACCCACCCGAGUCCACGCCAGAGACCAACAACGGUUCGGGCGGGCGGGAAGGAGGACGCUCUGGUUAUGUACCUGUAGAGUCCACAACUCUGCUGAAAGGGAGACGGAGCCCUCUCGUUCUCCCUGCGUGCACGCUCACCGUUGGAGGUGAACAGGUGCCUUACCUGUGAACGUCACCUGUCCCGUUCUUCCUUAGCAAAAUGGCUAGCUCGGAGACUGCGGCCGCUUCGCAGCCGGCUGGAGGGAAGGACGAGCGCCCGGGCGCGGCGCUCGCCCCAGGGGUGCCCAUCAGGGGCAUCCGGAUGAAAUUCGCCGUGCUGGCUGGCCUGGUGGAAGUUGGGGAAGUUUCCAAUCGAGACAUCGUGGAAACCGUGUUCAACCUGCUAGUUGGUGGCCAGUUUGACCUUGAGAUGAACUUCAUCAUCCAGGAACCAGAAAGCAUUGUGUGCAUGAUGGAGCUGCUGGAGAAGUGUGAGCCAAACUGCCAGGCUGAGAUUUGGAGCAUCUUCACGGCCAUCCUGAAGAAAAGUGUCCGUAACCUUCAGGCGUGCACCGAUGUGGGUCUGAUCCAGCAGGUGCUCCAGCGAAUAGCAACAGCGGACAGCAUGAUUGCAGACCUGCUGGUGGACAUGUUGGGCGUGCUCGCCAGCUACAGCAUCACUGUGAAGGAGCUCAAGGUUUUUUUCAGCAAGUUGCAGGGGGAGAAAGGCCAGUGGCCACGUCAUGCUGUGAAGCUUUUGUCAGUUUUGAAGAACAUGGCACACAGGAAUGGUCCUGAGUCAUUCUUCAGCUUUCCAGGGAAAAAUGCAGCUGCAAUAGCUCUGCCUCCUAUUGCAAGAUGGCCGUACCAGAAUGGAUUUACAUUCCACACCUGGCUCCGGAUGGACCCUCUCAACAACAUCAAUGUAGACAAAGACAGGCCUUAUUUGUACUGUUUCCGCACCAGUAAAGGCAUGGGGUACUCUGCUCACUUUGUAGGCGGCUGCUUGAUAGUGACCUCAUUAAAAUCAAAGGGCAAAGGUUUCCAGCACUGUGUGAAGUUUGACUUCAAACCACAAAAGUGGUACAUGGUGACUCUUGUUCACACCUACAAUCGCUGGAAAAACAGUGAGAUUAGCUGCUACGUUAACGGAGAGCUGGCGUCCUUUGGAGACCUCGCCUGGUUUGUCAACACCAGCGACACAUUUGACAAGUGCUUCCUCGGAUCCUCGGAGACGGCGGAUGUGAACCGUGUCUUCUGUGGACAGAUGGGGGCAGUUUACUUGUUUUCAGAAGCUCUCAGUGCUGCUCAGAUCUUGGCCAUCUAUCAGCUGGGUCCCGGCUACCAGGGUACGUUCAAAUACAGGGCUGAGAGCGACUUGCUGUUCGCCGAGCAUCAUAAGACCUUACUGUACGACGACAAGCUCUCGUCCUGCAUCGCCUUCACUUACAACCCUCGCGCCACCGAUGCCCAGCUCUGCCUCGAGUCCUCCCCCAAGGACACCGCCUCGAUUUUCGUCCACUCGCCCCACGCCCUCAUGCUGCAGGACGUGAAGGCUGUGGUGACUCACUCCGUCCAGAGUGGCAUCCACUCCAUCGGUGGUGUGCAAGUCCUCUUCCCUCUGUUUGCACAGCUGGAUUAUCGCCAGCCCUCCAGCCAAGAGCUGGACACCUCUGUCUGCUGCACUUUACUGUCUUUUGUGAUGGAGCUUCUGAAGAACUCUGUGGCCAUGCAGGAGCAGGUGUUGGCCUGCAAAGGCUUUCUUGUCAUCGGCUACGCUUUGGAGAAGUCCUCCAAGGUGCAUGUGACACGGCCCGUCCUGGACAUCGUUUUGGCCUUUUCCAGGUACCUUAGCAACCUGCAGAACGGCAUCUUGCUGCUGAAGCAGCUGUCUGACCACAUUCUGUUCAACCCCGCCAUCUGGAUCCACGCCCCUGCCAAGGUGCAGCUGAUUCUCUACACCUACUUGGCGUCAGAAUUCAUCAGCACGGUGACGAUCUACAAUGCUGUUCGCAGAGUGGGCACCGUGCUUCAGAUCAUGCACACACUAAAAUACUACUACUGGGUUGUCAACCCUCAAGACCGCAGUGGAAUCACCCCCAAAAGCCUUGAAGGGCCGAGGCCCAAACCGAAGGAGAUGCUCUCUUUGCGAGCCUUUCUGCUGCUGUUUGUCAAGCAGCUCAUAAUAAAGGAUAAUGGAGUGAAGGAAGACGAGCUGCAGAGUAUCCUCAACUACCUCCUGACGAUGCACGAGGAUGAAAAUCUGAUGGAUGUCCUGCAGUUGCUGGUUGCUCUGAUGUCGGAACAUCCCGGCUCUAUGAUCCAGGCCUUUGAUCAGCGGAAUGGGAUUCGUGUGAUUUACAAGCUUUUGGCCUCAACGAAUGAGGGUGUGAGAGUCCAGGCACUGAAGGUCCUGGGCUACUUCCUCAAAAGCCUUCCACCAAAGAGGAAGUCGGAGGUCAUGCUGAGUCAUGGUCUGUUCUCUCUGCUCACGGAGCGUCUGAUGCUCCACUCCAACCAGUUCACCAUGACAACCUACAACGUGCUCUAUGAGAUUCUCACAGAGCAGAUCUGCACUCAAGUGAUCCAUAAACAGCAUCCGGACCCCGACUCCAGUCUGAAGAUUCUCAACCCACAAAUCCUGAAGGUAAUAGCAGCUCUCCUGAAGACCUCUCCCCCCUCCCCUGAGAGCAUGGAGGUGCGCCGGGCCUUCCUGUCAGACAUGAUCAAACUGUUCAAUAACAACCGGGAGAACCGCAGGAGCCUGCUGCAGUGCUCCGUGUGGCAGGAGUGGAUGCUCUCUCUCUGCUACAUCAACCCGCGGAACAACGAGGAGCAGAAAAUCACAGAGAUGGUGUACGCCAUCUUCCGCAUCCUCCUCUACCACGCCAUCAAAUAUGAGUGGGGCGGUUGGCGCGUGUGGGUGGACACCCUGUCCAUCGCCCACUCUAAGGUGAGUUUUGAACAGCACAAGGAAAGUCUGUCCCGGAUGUUCCGUCAGUACCAGCAUCAAGAGUCUACGGGCUCUCAGGGUGCAAUUCGAACCAUCUCUGGUGUCAGCCAAAGCUCCGAGACCAUAAAAAGCAUUAAUGGGCCACCCAGAGAGGAGAUGCCGCCCUCCACUGUCAUUGAGCUUACAGUGGACAAACUGUCCCAGAAAUCCCUGGACUCAGCACCAAGUCCAACCAACACCUCCAGGCCAGAGGAGGUCGGGGAGGACAGGGGCCACACAUCCAUCACUGUGUCCAACAUUCUGGCCGGGGCUGAAGAUGAAGAGCAGAAGCUAAUGGAGGAGUCAUCUGGCGACCGCUCAAGUGUCAAACAAGAAACCGUAUCGGCUGUGAUGCAACAAACUAACGCUGGAGAACAGGGCAAAGAAAUCGAGGAGGAAAAGGCGGCGACUGAGACGGGACCUGACGAAAGCAAUAAGGAUGUAGAAACCACCGAUGGCGACAAAUCUGUCAUAACUGACACAAAAACUGAGGGAAUGGAAGGAGAUCCAGACCAUUCUACAAGUCAAACGAGUAGUGAGGAAUCCAUUGAACACACCCAAAGUGAAUCAACAGACGUUCCAGGAAAAGGAGACACAUAUCAGCAAAUGUCCCCCGAGCCUGUGUCCUCUCUGGAGAACAGUGGAGCGUCUGUCUUCAACGAAGAUUUGGUUGAUGUUUCAUCUGUUAGUGACCAGAUCCACCGUAGUGAUGCAGAUGACAGCCAAGAAGAGUCCUCUUACACUUCUGCUGUCACUGGAGAGGAUGGAGAGGUAGGUAAGGAGGACGGUAAACACGAAGAUGGGAAUGGCAAAGCAGACCAUCGCAACGAGCAAGAGUCAAAAACGGAAAAGGAAGAAGACAAGAUGCAGGAAGUCGACCUGAAAGAAGAAGAUAGUAAAUCUGUAGAAAAGCAGGUAUCUUGUUCAGAGGGUCAGACACCUGAGACUGAAACAUCAGAACAAACUGAGAAUGUUGGCGAUGAUCCGUGUUCCUCAAGGUCUGAAAGUGCUCCUACACACCAGCAAAGCUCAGAUGCUACAGGUGCAGACCCCAACUCCCCAAACCAGCCUCCAGAGACCGGUGGGACCUCAGCCGAAGAAACCCCUGACAGUAGCACCAGCCUUGCCUCCAGCUCAGACACCCACCAGGGCACUGACUCUGCCAACAAGACCAAAGAGAUCAAAAUAGCCCGACUGGACGUGUCCAAUGUGACCUUGGACACGGAGAGACUUGAGCUAAAGGAGACAUCCUCAACAGAGAUACGCCAAGGCCAAUCAGCAGUGGCCACAGCAUCAGACGGGGAAGCAGGAGGUUCCUUGGGACAGCCAGGAGAGAGCAGCUCACCGGGGCCUCGCUCUACUAUGUUCCGUAUCCCAGAAUUCCGCUGGUCUCACAUGCAUCAGCGCCUCCUGACUGACUUGCUCUUCUCUGUGGAGACAGACGUCCAGGCGUGGAGGAGCCACUCCACAAAGACCGUUCUGGACUUUGUGAACAGCAGUGAGAACAUCGUGUUUGUGCACAACAGCAUCCACCUCAUCUCCCAGGUGGUGGACAAUCUCAUUAUGGCUUGUGGAGGCAUUUUGCCUCUGCUCUCCGCUGCUACGUCCUCCUCUCAUGAGCUUGAAAACAUUGAGCAAUCCCAGGGCUUGACCGUGGAGGCCUCAGUCACCUUCCUGCAGCGCCUCAUUAACCUCGCCGAUGUCCUCAUCUUUGCCAGCUCCCUUAACUUCACCGAGAUAGAAGCUGAGAAGAACAUGUCGUCAGGAGGAAUCCUGAGACAAUGCCUUCGUCUUGUGUGUGCUAUAGCGGUGAGGAAUUGUCUGGAGUGCCAGCAUGCUCCGACUAAACAAGGUGCCGAAGGUUCAGCUCGAGCUUUCACGGGUACGCCCAGCAGUGUGCUCGGGACAGCCAAAUCUGCAGCUGUUCAGAGUCCCAUUGAUGCAGUGACCGGUGGCGUGUCUUCAGUCAGAGACUUGGACCGACUCCUUCAGGACAUGGACAUUAACCGGCUCCGGGCCGUUGUUUUCAGAGAUAUUGAGGACAGUAAGCAGAGUCAGUUUCUGGCUCUGGCUGUGGUCUACUUCAUCUCCGUCCUCAUGGUGUCCAAGUAUCGGGACAUCCUGGGGCCUCACAGUGACAGAAAACCUCCUCAUCGCUCUCAGUCUUCAAGGAGCACAGACAGCGGUGCCGUUUCAGGUGGAGCCGAGGUGGAGAACGGCUUCUCUUUGAGGCGCUAUGACUCUGGCAUUGGCGAGGACCACACAUCCGCUGCAGCGAGCGAGGUGGAUCUGUCCUCGUCUGGAGCGACUCACGGCCCAGACGCAGUCUCUGAAGCCCUGUCCGCGUUGUCCUCCGAGGUCAGACCCGCUGCGGCUGCUGACUCGAAGGGCAAAAAUGUGAAAGACAUUCUGCGUAGCCUUGUCAGCGCUCAGUCUGAUGACAUCACCGUGGACCCAAGUCUGCUCUCCCCAGCGUUCCUCGGGCCUGUGAGCGAUGUCGUCAGAGACUCAUCCCUUCAGUUUCGGUCUUUUGAUAGAAGUGUUGUCGUUGCACCCAAGAAAGUUGGCAGUGUGCCCCCUCAAGGCCUGUCCACCUCUGUCCAGACGUCUGCUGCUGCCACAGUGUCUGCUGGGACAGCAGUGGACAGCGUUGCUGUGGUGUCCUCUGAUGACUCCCCUCAGGCUGCAUCUGUAGACUCUGAAUCUGCAGGCGGCCCAGUUCCAGCCAGCACCAGCCUGCCAUCUGUCCCCCCUCUCUCCCCUGUGACCCAGAACACCGCCCCCAAUAUGAGUAUCUCAGAGCGUCUGGAGCACGCUCUGGAAAAGGCCGCCCCUCUGCUGCGGGAGAUCUUUGUCGACUUCGCCCCGUUUCUCUCUCGCACCCUGCUGGGCAGCCACGGACAGGAGCUCCUUAUCGAGGGCACCAGUCUGGUGUGCAUGAAGUCCAGCAGCUCAGUGGUGGAGCUCGUCAUGCUUCUGUGUUCUCAGGAAUGGCAGAACUCCAUUCAGAAGAACGCAGGUCUGGCCUUCAUCGAGUUGGUCAAUGAAGGCAGGCUCCUCAGCCACACUAUGAAGGACCACCUGGUUCGUGUUGCUAAUGAAGCCGAGUUCAUCCUGAGCAGACAGCGGGCUGAAGACAUACACAAGCAUGCAGAGUUUGAGUCGCACUGUGCCCAGUAUUCAGCAGAGAAGCGAGAAGAGGAGAAAAUGUGCGACCAUUUGAUUAGAGCAGCUAAGUUCCGUGAUCACAUGACCGCCACGCAGCUCAUCCAGAAGAUAGUGAACAUCCUGACUGACAAACACGGAGCGUGGGGAAACUCCUCCAAAAGCCGGCCGAGGGAUUUCUGGCGCCUGGACUACUGGGAGGACGAUUUAAGGAGGCGACGUCGCUUCAUCAGGAACCCCUUCGGAUCGAGUCACUCAGAAGCUACGCUCAAAGCGGCGGCUGAGCACGCGCCUGAGGAGGACCUUCUGAAAGGCCAGCAGUCCAUCAGGAGUCCGGCUCUGGGAAAUCAGAACUCGGAGAGUGAGACGUCACUCGACGGAGAUGAUGACACCCUGUCAUCUUUAGAGGAGAAGGACCUGGAGAACGUAACAGGACCCGUGAGCUUGAGCACGAGCGCUCAGCUCGUGGCCCCGGCCGUGGUGGUGAAGGGCACUCUGUCUAUCAGCGCCUCGGAGCUCUUCUUCGAGGUGGAUGAGGACGAUCCGGCCUUCAGGGCCAUCGACCCAAAGAUCUUGGCCUACACAGAAGGUCUUCAUGGAAAAUGGCUGUUCACCGAGAUCCGAGCCAUCUUUUCCAGACGCUACCUGCUGCAGAACACCGCUCUGGAAGUAUUCAUGGCAAACAGAACGGCGGUCAUGUUCAACUUUCCAGAUGCAGCCGUGGUGAAGAAGGUGGUUCACAGUCUUCCUCGUGUUGGGGUGGGCACGAACUACGGCCCUCCUCAGACCAGACGCAUUUCUUUGGCCACGCCCAAGCAGCUCUUCAAGGCAUCCAACAUGACUCAGCGCUGGCAGCGCCGAGAGAUAUCCAACUUCGAGUACCUGAUGUUUCUGAACACCAUCUCUGGUCGAACCUUUAAUGAUUUAAACCAGUACCCGGUCUUCCCCUGGAUAAUCACCAACUAUGACUCGGCAGAACUUGACCUCACACUGCCCAGCAACUUCAGAGACCUUUCUAAGCCCAUUGGUGCUCUGAACCCCAAGAGGGCAGCCUUCUUUUCAGACCGAUACGAGUCCUGGGAGGAUGAUCAGGUGCCCAAGUUCCACUACGGCACCCACUACUCUACCUCCAGCUUCACCUUGAUGUGGCUACUGCGCAUCGAACCUUUCACCACGUUCUUCCUCAACUUCCAAGGAGGGAAGUUCGACCAUGCUGACCGUACCUUCUCCUCACUGUCCAGAGCCUGGAGGAACUGCCAGAGAGACACGUCUGACGUUAAGGAGCUCAUCCCAGAGUUCUUCUAUCUGCCUGAGAUGUUCGUCAACGCCAACAAUUACAACCUGGGUGUGAUGGAGGACAACACCGGGGUGUCUGAUGUAGAGCUUCCACCUUGGGCCAAAAGCCCAGAGGACUUUGUACGGAUUAAUCAACAGGCGCUGGAGAGUGAGUUUGUGUCGUGUCAGCUUCACCAGUGGAUCGACCUGAUCUUUGGCUACAAGCAGCAGGGACCUGAAGCCUCCAGAGCGCUCAAUGUUUUCUAUUAUCUCACCUACGAGGGAGCGGUCGACCUGAGCUCCAUCCAGGACCCCAUGCUCAGAGAGGCGGUGGAGUCUCAGAUCAGGAGUUUUGGACAGACACCCUGUCAGCUGCUUAUUGAGCCACACGCACCAAGGAGCUCAGCAAUGCAAGUGUAUCUUCUCCUGCAGAGCCCCCUGAUGUUCACAGAGCAGAUGCAGCAAGACGUUAUCAUGGUGCUGAAGUUCCCGUCCAACUCUCCCGUGACACACGUAGCGGCCAACACCCAGCCAGGCCUGACAUCGCCCGCCAUCAUCACCGUCACCGCCAGCCGCCUCUUUGCUGUCAACAAGUGGCUCGGCCUGGCAGGUCAUCCGAGCUCGGCGGAGCAGCAGUACCAGCUUCCUGUGGAAAUCGACCCUCUGAUAGCCAGUAAUGUGGGCACUCAUCGCCGUCAGAUCCCAGACCUGCUGGAUCAGAGCAUUCAGAUCAGCUCCCAGUGUUUUGUCAUCGCAGCCAACAACCGCUUCAUCCUGCUGUGUGGCUUCUGGGACAAGAGCUUCCGGGUCUACUCCACGGACACAGGCAAACUGACUCAGAUAGUGUUCGGGCAUCGGGAUGUGGUGACGUGUCUGGCUCGCUCGGAGUCCUACAUCGGAGGAGACUGCUACAUCCUGUCGGGCUCCAGAGAUGCCACCCUGCUGCUGUGGUACUGGAACGGAAAGCACAGCUGCAUCGGAGAGAGCUCAGGCACGUUUGUCACGCCACGGGCCAUCCUGACAGGUCAUGACUGUGAGGUGACGUGUGUGAGUGUGUGUGCGGAGCUGGGACUCGUCAUCAGCGGCUGCAACGAGGGUCCAUGUCUGAUCCAUUCUAUGAAUGGGGACCUGCUCCGGACCCUGGAGGGCCCCGAGAUGUGCCAGAGGCCCCGACUCAUCCAGUGCUCCUCAGAGGGUCACUGCAUCAUUUAUUAUGACAAGGGACACUUCUGUCUCUUCUCUGUCAAUGGCAAGCUGCUUGGACACAUGGAGGUGGAGGACAGCACGAAGGCGAUGCUUCUGAGCAAAGAUGGCCAGUAUCUGCUGACUGGUGGAGAUGGAGGUGUAGUUUCUGUCUGGGAGGUUCACAGCCUCAAGCAGCUGUUCAUCUAUCCAGGUUGUGAUGCAGGGAUCCGCUCCAUGGCCAUGUCACAUGACCAAAGGUGCAUCAUAACUGGCAUGGCGUCCGGGAGCAUCGUUCUCUUCUACAACGACUUCAAUAAGUGGCAUCACGAGUACCAGACCAGAUACUGAGUAAACGUGACCAGCUCAACACACCAACGCAUCUCUUUAUAGCCUCGUAUCCUGAAUGUAUCUCCGAGAAAAAUAAUCUGUCCUGUUGUAGUAAAAGCAGCAACCUAUUUUUAAAAGGGCAUUGCUAUAUUUUGUAGCUCAGAUAGAAAUUUUUCCUAUAAAUCUUAAGGUGUGUGUGUGUAUGUGUGUGGGGGGGGGGGGUUUAUGCUACUGUUCAGUUGAAAAACAAAUCUAUUUUUAGCGUAAGAGUCUAUUUUCAUCUCCUCCGCAAGUGAAAGCGGAGUUUGUGGGAAGUUAGACGUAUAAAAUCCAAAUUUUUGUGUACUUUAGGGUGUGUGAUUUUCUUUCUGAGGUAGGUGUGUACGUGAGGAGGAAACGAAGCUAUUAAUCAUUUUUUAUUUUGUCAUCGCAGCAGAUAGGUUAUGAUUGAAUACAAGCGUGACAGAAAGAGGGACUACACAUUUAUAUAACUCUAUUAAAAUGUAAUCCUCAUGUUUAAGCGGUCUUCUCUCUACAUGACUUGCUUUGAGAUUUCUGUGCACGGCACAUAUUUAAAGAAUUUGUUUAUUUAACCAUUUAAAAUCAAUCUGCUUUUGUUUAAUAUAAAGUUAUUCCACCUUUUUUUCUCCUUGAUGACUGAAUAAUGAUUUGUUUAAACCAGGAUUCAGACAUUAACUGUCCAAGCCGGCCUCAAAGCCUUCAGGGUCUCACCUCCAAAGCCGAGAAGGACUCAUUUCUGCUCGUUUUAUUUUCCUUCAUCGCAGCUGUCAAUUAUACUGAAGGGUGAUCUAGCUUCAAAACCUAAUAUUAAUUACGUUGGUCGCGUGUUUGGGUUCCUAUUAUAUCCGUAUCCAUUCCUUUAAUUUUUGUUGCUUCUUUGUGGUUUGAAUCUCUGGAAGGGAACUUCUUUCAUCUCUUACCUAUUUUUUGCGAUCAUUUGAAGUGUUCUGUUUGCUGAGUUCUGACAAUAAAAAUGAAUUUUAUAACUUGAA